AUGAUGAAUGACAAAAUUUUAAAAAUUGUAGAAAGCAUUCAGGUACAUUCACCAAAACGCAUCAGUCAUACUACUAACAUUAAAUUAGAACCAUACUCAGUUGUUAGCGAUACGUCAAUCGUUCCAACUGAUUAUACAUCAGUUGCAUCUAAUGAAAGUUUCUACGACACUUCACACAUUCUCGAUGGCCGACCUGUUUUUGGACCUUGGCCUAAACCUAUAUUGCCAAUGAAAAGUCAUUCAGAUUCAAAUCAAGUUCAUAAAUUAACACAAUGCAUCGAGCAUGAUAUGAAAAAAAGCUCUUCUGAUACAACAAUGGAUAUUGCUAUUCACUGUGGAAAAUCAUCAAAAGAAAUCAAUACAACAACAAUCAGUAUUCCAGUAGCGGGAAAAUAUGACAUCGCCACACAAAAGUUAUCAGAAAAUAAUUUGAAUGAGGGAACUGCCGCAAUAUCUCACGGACAAAUCAGUUAUAAUACAGCAAUUUUAAAAAGUGGCGACAUUUUGGAUGAAGCGAAAUCGGAGCAUUCUAUUCAUAUGAUAACAGAUAUGGUAUCACCAAACGAGCAAAAUAAAUUGCACUUUGAACAGUUUCAGCAACGACUUACAUCAUUAGCUACGCCAUUUGUUAGCAUACUUGGGGCGAGAAUUGGAACAACUGGUGAAUCAUCCACUGAUGAAGAUUUAGGAACGAACGAAACUGACAAUGUUAAGAAACUAAUUGGAACAUUGCAAUCGGUAUCGCAAUCAAUUAAAUCAAAAGGAACUUAUGAUGAAAUUGAAAUUGAUGAUGAAUUAACGGUGCACAGUUCCUCAUAUUUUCAACAAAAACGUAUCGCAGAUUUACCACUUUCUUCAUCUAUUUCUUCUGUGGCUGAAAAAACACAAAAAUUAAUGGAUGCAACGUAUCAGACAGCACUCAGUCAAGAAGAUAUACAUUUAUUAUCCGAUACAAUUGAGCAGCAAUGCAAUGAUAAUAAUAAUAAUUCAAAUAAUGCCAAUUUGAUGAAGAAAUAUGCUAAUGAACUAAUGCUUGGAAUUGGAAAAAUUCUACGUAAAGAGAAUGGUGGAAUUGCUGCACUGUAUAAGCAUACUUUAGAAAGGCCUGAUUCAAGAUUUAGCAAAAUUUUAUAUUCCAUGAUUGCGUAA
Cercopithifilaria johnstoni is the source of this 1149-nucleotide messenger RNA. NCBI's taxonomy places the organism in Eukaryota, Metazoa, Nematoda, Chromadorea, Rhabditida, Onchocercidae. The record is from the annotation of a GenBank genome assembly.